AAAUAGAGAUGAGAGAAUCCUACUCCGUGGGAAGGGCUCGUGUUUAUUUAUUGUACAAGUUUUAAUUAAUAAACAAGAGAAAUAUUGAACUCACAGGAGUAGGUGAUGAGACUAUAAGAAGUGAUGCUCUGGUGGGCUAAGGAGAAAAACAAACAGCAGAAAAGGGUUUCUCCUUCCCUUUUGGCUGGCUAUACCCAUAGCUUCCUAGCUACUGUAACAUCUAGCUAGCUUUCUCUGUCUCGCUAUCCCUCCCUUUGGUCGUCAUCAUCAUCAUGGCUUCAUCAAACAGACACUGGCCAAGCAUGUUCAAGUCCAAGCCUGCUGAUUGCAGCACGCACCACCAAUGGCAGCAUGACAUCAGCCCUUCUCUCGUCUCAAACAGCUGCCACCGACCCUCCUCUUCCUCAGUGGGAGGGUGUGAAGAACGCAGUCCGGAGCCAAAACCCAGAUGGAACCCAAAGCCGGAGCAAAUUCGCAUACUCGAAGCAAUCUUCAACUCCGGGGUGGUGAAUCCUCCGAGGGAUGAGAUCAGGAAGAUUAGAGCUCAGCUGCAAGAGUACGGUCAAGUCGGAGACGCCAAUGUGUUCUAUUGGUUCCAAAACCGAAAGUCAAGAAGCAAGCACAAGCUCCGCAACCUCCACAACUUACCCAAGCAACAACAAACCCAUCAUCGCCACACCCAUCUUCCUAUCUCCACGCCCAUCUCCGCAGCCACCACUCUCAACAUCAUCAAUGCCGCCGCCCCUUCGUCGUCCUCGUCGUCCUCUGAAAAAUCAUCCCCCAAAGCACCAAACAACAAGGCUUUCUCCAUGGGGUUCUCCACUCAUGAUGUUUCAAUUAUCUCUCCAAUUGCUUCUGUGAACCAAAGCACUAACUUUUUCCAGCCUCACCAUCCUCACCACAACGAGGUCUUGCCUGAAUCGCCGUUCUUUUUUCCGGUGCAUCAGGGCAACAUUAAUCCUAAUUUGACACAAGGGUUUUGCUUAUCUGAGCUGGCUAAUGUGGUUCAUGUUCCAAAUCAUGAGCAAACUAAUAAUAAUAACAUUGGACCUUGCACUAGUCUCCUGCUGAGUGAGAUCAUGAACCAUGGGGGAAUAUCAAGGAAAGAAUAUCACCAUCAGGAAGAUCAGAUCAUGGCCAUGAAGAAUGUGGAUAAUCAGCAGCACCUGACAUCUCCAACUACUGCUGUCGCUGCUUCUACUAAUCCUACUGUUGCUGUUCCAUCCCCCAUGUUUCACAACAUUCAAGGUAGUGUUGGCGAAGCGGGUGCAAUGGCUCCGGGAGGUCCGGCGAAAUCAACGGUAUUCAUAAACGACGUCGCAUUCGAGGUGGGUGCGGGUCCCUUCAACGUGCGUGAGGCUUUCGGGGAUGACGCCGUUCUCAUUCACUCCUCCGGUCAGCCCGUUCUCACCAAUGAGUGGGGUCUCACCCUCCACUCUCUCCACCAUGGCUCUUUCUAUUACCUGAUAUAGAAGAGGUGGAAGCAAGCUAGAAGAGACGGGCUUCGGUUCUGUGUGUCUUUUCUAUAUAUAUGUCUUCUUUAAUCUGCGUUAGGGUUUGCAAUAUUAUAAGAUAGGGCUUCAUUCCGUUUUGUGGAUCUAGGGUUAUUUCAGAGUUUGUGGACCUAUUUAUGUACCAUUAGUGUACCUGUUUCUGGUUAUAUAAAGGUUGAUUAUAUAUAUUUACCUGUGGGGUGUGUUUUUUCUAUGAAAGUUUUAACCUGCACAUCAUGCUCAUGUGCA
Molecule: messenger RNA, 1742 nt
Organism: Malus domestica (apple)
Lineage: Eukaryota; Viridiplantae; Streptophyta; Magnoliopsida; Rosales; Rosaceae
Product: WUSCHEL-related homeobox 9-like
Biological process (GO): regulation of developmental process
Molecular function (GO): DNA-binding transcription factor activity; DNA binding
Source: RefSeq, a predicted model, not a curated record